AUGGAAUCGUUUUGGCCGUGGCACUUUGUGUCAGUCUCCGAGGAGGAGCAGCUCCGUCGUCGGUAUCUACUUGACCUACGAGGUAGCUUCGCGCAAUGGUCCAUCAUGCUCGGCAUUUUGAUCAUCCGAGUUACCUAUCAAGGCUUGAAUUCGGCAUCACAGAUUGGCUAUAGAACACAACCACAUCGAGGUCCUGUCUCAUGGUGGGACCGGCCUCUCGUCGCCGGAUGGCUUGAAACCCGCAGACAAUAUGCAGUGUGCGGGCUUUGGCUAACGUGGCUAUUCGGCCUUUGCGUGUGGAGCAGUGAUGAGGACUAUCUCCACUUGACCAAAGCCUUGGGUCAUGUUGGUCUCUCCCAAAUACCCCUGCAGGUUUUGAUGUCACCCGCAGCAUACAUAUCAACAUCCAGACCCUCGGCGGCUUCAAUCUUCUCGUUUUUGACAUCAAUUCCUCAAGGCACUAUCACCCCGUACCACCGCCUUUUCGGUCGUGUGGUUAUUUCUCCUCUACUUCUCGGACAUGCCACCCUUUACCUGCUGUUCUUCGUGCAAUCCAGUCACCCGGAAUAUGGUAUCCUUCUAGCGAAGCGUGUUCGUGAUUUUGAUGUUCAGUGUGGCCUUUCCGCUCUCUUUGCAGCAGCCGCCUUACUCUUUUUUGUUCGACCUCGUGGUGGUACCAUGCAGAAGGGGUUGGCCCGCGGUUCGGCAACCGCAGGAUCCAUGCAGGAACGCCGACGAGCUUUCUACAUUGGCCAUGUAUCAUUGGUUGGAAUCCUGUGUAUUGCCGCUUACUUCCAUGUUGCCCAGGCACAGAAGUAUAUGCUCCAAUCAUUUGGUGCCUUUGUAAUGAACGGGGUGGGCUCAUGGGUCAUGGUGCACUGGGGUAGGUGA
Messenger RNA from Penicillium malachiteum, 891 nucleotides. RefSeq lists its product as uncharacterized. The record is from RefSeq and is a predicted model, not a curated record. Lineage: Eukaryota; Fungi; Ascomycota; Eurotiomycetes; Eurotiales; Aspergillaceae. The transcript has 2 exons. Bases 1 to 891 code for a protein of 296 amino acids.